GGUCACGCAGGGUAUGACGACAGCGACGGGUUUUCCGGCACGCCUCUGCAAGGAGGGGCAGACACGAUACAACAAUGACAUCAUUAACCUCGUGAAAGACGACCAUCGCAGCAUCCGGCCGCCCAAUUGCCAGUGCGAUGCGUGCGGUGCCAAGGGCAAUGACGUUCCCAUAUGAUUGGCGUCAAAUUUUGGGUGCAGUGCUUGUAGCUGACGAUGAAAACCAUACUCGCUGCCCUCGGAUGAAAAAGUAGGGCGCAGGAGAUGUCACGACUGCCUGCGGCCCCCUCUGGACGAUCAACGGCCAACAAGCCAGCCGCGCCCGCAACUUCAGCUUCGUUUCUCUUACUAUCGAUAGAUGUUCUCGCUCAAGCCAUGCCUACGAAAGACUGUCCUAAAUUGUUCGGAAGGUUGCUUGCGAAGUUCUCCAAGGAUCGUCAUACAGCCUCUUCGACUCCACCUGCCGCGCAGUGCACGGAGGUGCAGUCUUCUCAGCAGGGAGACGUAGAACACCGACCGGACGCGUCUUCCAUUGUCGCGACAGAGUCAUGCACUCCUCCAUUCCCAUCCCCCGCCGACGCUCAGGCGGCGCGACCGAGCGUAGACGCGGGAACGGCAGUCCGUCACCAGCCAGCUGCAGCGUCGCGAGCGUUGCCUCCACCUCCGCCGGUUGAACUUCCACCCAAGCCGACGGCGACCGAAUCCACCGAGCAACAGACCCCUAUCAUUUCCAUCUCUGAGAGACUGUGGAACGCUGCGUACGACAGCCUUACAACGGACCAUAGAGAUCUUGUGAGGUUGUACGUGGAAACUUUGGAGAGGAGUCUCGGAGACGAGACCCCUGAACACUGUACUACCGACCUUUCGGCCAGACUAGGAAAUCCUACCAACCGACAAAAGCAUAUGAGGGAGUUGGUUGAGAAGGGGCAGGAGAAAAUAUCCAGAGCCUCGAGGAUAACGACUGGAGUUGGCGAGGUCGCCGAUUUCAUCCUGAAAGCUAAGAAGAUGGUCGACCUGGUACUCCAGAGCGUGCCGCAAGCUGCGCCGGCUGCGCUUCCAUGGGCGGGUGUUUGCCUUGGGCUUCAAAUUCUCCGGAAUCCAGCACAAGCAACAAAAUCCAACCUUGCUGGUAUUGCCCACGUCAUCUCCAGAAUGGACUGGUAUUGCGCCUUGACCGAACACCUCUUAAAGAAGAACAACAUUGCUGCCGGCAACGACUUUCAAGCAGUCUUGCGCCAGCUGGAAGAGAGGAUUAUCAAGCUUUAUAAAGCUCUUCUCCUAUACCAGAUGAGGAGCCUCGGCAACAUCCAUCAGACGCUUCAAGAUUUCAUAUCGCUCCAAAAGGAUGUCCGUAAGGAUGAUAUGGAAGCAGCAUGCCGCAGAGAUCUCCGCGUUGUUGAUCCGCAGCACGAUAUGGAGCGGAUAGAGAGGGGUAAAGAUGAGCUGCUCGACGACGCGUACCAGUGGAUCCUACGUACCCCAGAGUAUAUAGGGUUCACAAACUGGGACGACAGCGAAUCUAAUUAUCCGCCGCGUCGAUUGCUCUGGGUAAAAGGACACGCCGGUACGGGGAAGACGAUGCUCAUGAUUGGUCUCAUCCGCCAACUCUCUGAUCAACCGGUCAUUCUCGCGCCAGCGCUUUCCUUUUUCUUCUGCCAGGGCACAGAUGCCGCCCUGAACAACGCCACCGCCGUCCUCCGGUCCUUGAUCUGGCUUCUUCUUCUUCAGCAGCCAUAUCUCAUAUCUCACCUACUUCAGAAGUACAAAGAGUCAGGCGCCGAUCUCUUUAGGGAUAAAAAUGCCUUUUACGCUCUAUCCGAGGCGUUUCGGAAUAUGUUGAGGGAUCCUCAGCUGACGCCUGUGUAUCUCGCGGUCGACGCUCUUGAUGAGUGUGCGCAGGGGCAACCGGGGCGGUCGGACCUCAUCCGUCUCAUCUCAACCUCUCUCACUCUUUCCCGGAAGGUGAAAUGGCUGCUUUCUAGCCGCCCAGAAGUUGACCUUCUCACUGAACUCAGUGACUUAGACACCAACUCCCCGGACGCUUCUAAAACCCUUAUCGAGCUGGAUCCUCAACGUCUGGCAGAUCCUGUUAAUGCAUAUAUCGAUCACAAGUUCACUAUCCUCAGGCGCAGGAAAGGAUACAACGACAGCGUUUUGGCCGAGGUGUCUCGUGAAGUCCGCCAACGAGCAGAGAACACUUUCCUCUGGGUGGCUCUCGCCUUUAGAGUUCUCGAAACAAUACACGGAGGGUAUGCCGUCAAACGUAUUACAGAGAUGCCUCCUGGCUUGUCGGAGUUGUAUAAUCAUAUGAUGAACCGGAUUGAGGCAGGCCAAAUAAUCGAACCCCAGGACUGUAAGACAGUCUUGGUGGUUACGUCUCUUGCCUUCCGGCCGCUGUCUAUCCCUGAGCUUUCCGUGCUCUCCGACUUGCCACUAGACGUUGCAGAGACGGCUAUCGAGAUGUGCGGCUCAUUUCUCACGAUCGCCAAGGGAAUAGUCAACUUGAUCCACCAGUCGGCUAAAGACUACCUGGAAAAGAAUUACGAGUCCAGACUUCAGCCAGCCGGGCCCGCUCAAGGGCAUGCCGAGAUUGGUAGGCGCUCGAUUGAUGCGAUGUCCUCAAUACUGAGGCCAAACCUGUACAACCUCGACCUCGGCUUCAAACCGGAAAAUAUGGCACCGCCUGAUCCAGAUCCGCUGGCUCCAGUACGAUACUCUUGUGUUUUCUGGGCCGAACAUCUUUGCUCACUGGACGACGAUAACUCUAUCCGCCCGGGUGAACCGAUGGACGUCGGCAAAGUGUUUGGCUUUUUGAAGGAGUACUUCCUCCGUUGGCUUGAGAUCAUCACCGAAUUUAAACUCUCGGCUCAUUGAGCUUUUGAAAGACGCGGAGAAGUUUAUCUUCAGGUUUAGAUCUAUCAUAGAGCGGGCCCCGUUACAGAUAUAUGGCUCUGCGCUUGUGUUCAGCCCGACUUUGAGCGAGAUUAGAAAUCGACAUUGGAAGGAAAGGCUGUCUUUUAUCGAAAUGACCGCAGGCAUUAAAGAACGCUGGGGCACGCACCGGCAGACGCUCGAGGGGCAUAGCGAUGUAGUCACGGCAGUGGCGUUCUCGUGGGACAGCAAGAUGCUCGCGUCGGC
Chaetomium strumarium is the source of this 3135-nucleotide messenger RNA. RefSeq lists its product as uncharacterized. NCBI's taxonomy places the organism in Eukaryota, Fungi, Ascomycota, Sordariomycetes, Sordariales, Chaetomiaceae. The transcript has 6 exons. The coding region runs from base 262 to 2871 and encodes 869 amino acids. The record is from RefSeq and is a predicted model, not a curated record.